AGCGGGCGGAGCCGGUGGGAUCGGACCCAAAGACCGACCGACGGACCGAGGGUUUGAGGGAGGGGCACGGACCAGGAACCUGAGCUAGGUCAAAGACGCCCGGGCCAGGUGCCCCGUCGCAGGUGCCCCUGGCCGGAGAUGCGGUAGGAGGGGCGUGGGCGAGAAGCCCCUUCCUCGGCGCUGCCAACCCGCCACCCAGCCCAUGGCGAACCCCGGGUUGGGGCUGCUCCUGGUGCUGGGCCUGCCGUUCCUGCUGGCCCGCUGGGGCCGAGUCUGGGGGCAAACCUCCACAGUAUUGACCCCUUCUGCAAAUGACAAUAACACUGUUGUGCCUUCACCCACCAGCUCCAGCUCCAAUGGCAACUUGUCUCAGGGGGCCAUCACUGCUAUCAUUGUGGUCUUCUCCAUCCUGGCCAUCUUGCUCCUGGCUGUGGGGCUGGCACUGUUGGUGUGGAAGCUUCGGGAGAAGCGGCAGACGGAGGGCACCUACCGGCCCAGCAGCGAGGAGCAGUUCUCCCAUGCAGCUGAGGCCCGGGCCCCUCAGGACUCCAAGGAGACGGUGCGGGGCUGCCUGCCCAUCUAGGUCCCCUCUCCUGCAUCUGUCUCCCUUCAUUGCUGUAUGACCUUGGGGAAAGGCAGUGCCCUCUCUGGGCAGUCAGAUCCACCCAGUGCUUAAGAAUAGCAGGGAAGAAGGUACUUCAAGACUCUGCCCCUGAGGUCAGGAGAGGAUGGGGCUGUUCACGUUUAUAUAUGUAUAUAAAAUUAGUAGUAAGAUGUAA
Molecule: messenger RNA, 779 nt
Organism: Rhinopithecus roxellana (golden snub-nosed monkey)
Lineage: Eukaryota; Metazoa; Chordata; Mammalia; Primates; Cercopithecidae
Gene: CRB3
Product: crumbs cell polarity complex component 3
Exons: 5
Coding region: 203-583 (126 amino acids)
Source: RefSeq, a predicted model, not a curated record